UGCACGGCGGGGAGGGGGGACCCGAACCCGGUGUGCGGCAAGUGACAUGAGGCGGCGGCGCCGGAGGCGGGACACUCGGCUCUAGCGCUUCCCUGGCCGCGCGGGAGUGACCCCCCGCCGCCGCUCCCAGGGGCCGGACCGAGCUCUUUCCUCCCCCGCCUGAGCGAGGGGAACGGGGGAGCAGCCCGGCAACAUGUUCCGCCGAGCCAGGCUCAGCGUGAAGCCCAAUGUGAGGCCCGUGGGUAGGGGCGGCGCCCCGAGCGCUCCGGCGGCCCCGGAGCCGCAGCGCGGCCAGGAUUCUGCCUCCCUGCCGGCAAGGCAAGAGCCGCAGCCCAGCGCGACAGCCUCUCCCGGAGCUGCUGCCGGUCCCCGCCCGGACCCCCCGCCCCAGCCAGAGGGGGGACAGCAGGGGAACAGAGAUGAAAGGACUGGUUGUGCAAAUGAUGAUGGAGAAGCUAGGAAACCUGCAGAUACACCUUUACAGAGAAGAAAACGAAUAUCCACUAUGCCUAAUCUGGCAAAACCCAGAGUUACACUUCCACCUGCACAACGUUCAGUAUCAAAGUCUUCUCAAAAACUAGUACCUCAGUCUGUUACUAAUGGUAACUCUUCACUUCAGAAGGAAUCCUAUCCAUCAGAGAAGAUUAAUACAGAAAGCUCCCCAAAGUCUCCCAUACUGCCUGAAAAGAAAACACCUGUCCCACAAGUGCCACAGUUUUCCCCACUUAAAAAAUCAGUGAGCAAAGAGCCAAAUGUGGGUGUAACUGCUCUCAAAAAUGAUGAAAUCCUCCAGAAGAACACACUCUGCCCUCUCAAGGAGAGACCCACCCAAGGAAGACCCACACAAGAGGAAAUGCCACAUACAAAACCCCCGCUAACAAAAGAUAAACAAAAAUGCUCAGACCGUGAAAGAAUCCUCAAAGCUCAGAAGUUAAGAGAGAUGCUCAAAGAAGAGCUUAAGAAAGAGAGGAUGAAAAGAUGGAAAAAUAGACCAACAGUAAUUGAAGGGAAAACUCCACCAGAUCAUUCCAAAAUGACUAUGAGAGACUUGAUAUACUACCUGCCAGAAAACAAUCCUAUGAAGUCUUCGCUGGCAGAAGAAAAGAAAACUGAGAAGACUUCUACACAGGUCCAAAUGAAAGAACCAGAAGAGAUACGUGCUCCUGAUCAUGAAGAUGAGGAGGCUGAGACUGAGCCAGAGGAAGGGGAGGAGAAUGAUGGUCCUCUUCUAGUUCCUCGAGUGAAAGUAGCAGAAGAUGGUACAAUUAUUCUGGAUGAAGAAAGUUUAACUGUAGAAGUUUUAAGGACAAAAGGGUCAUGUGUCGUAGAAGAAAAUGAUCCGAUCUUUGAGCGUGGCUCCACAACUACCUAUUCCAGCUUUAGGAAAAGUUUUUAUACCAAGCCGUGGUCAAAUAAAGAAACUGACAUGUUCUUCUUAGCUAUUAGCAUGGUAGGAACAGACUUCUCUCUCAUUGGUCAGCUGUUUCCUCACAGAGCAAGAACAGAGAUUAAGAACAAGUUUAAACGUGAGGAAAAAGCAAAUGGAUGGAGGAUAGAUAAAGCGUUCAAGGAAAAGCGACCAUUUGACUUUGAAUUCUUUGCCCAGUUGCUUGAGGAGGUACUAGCAGAUGAGAAAAAGAGGAAGCAAAAAGCUACUAAAAGACAAAGUUCAAAAGAGAAGAAGCCACACAAAUCUCGGAAAAAGCAAAAAGCUAAAGUUGUCAGUGGAGAAGCAGAUAAUGACCAGGAAGAUCCUCAGGGUAUCAGAAUUUCUGAUGCAGAAACAGAAGUGGAUGCUGGGACAGCCGAGAAGGAGAAUGAAGAAUCUCUGAGUGUCUCUGAACAGACAGAAGAACAGAUUAUAUUGGAGCCAGUGACAACCAAGAAGAAGAGGAAAAAGAAGAAAAAAGAUGAUUCUGAACUGGAAGUGGAGAAUCUGGCUGAAGAGGGAGCUGCCCCCACAAAACCAGCUAAGGGGGAGAAAUCCAGCAAUAAAAAAAAGAAUGCAGUGUCUGGUAUGAACAGUGAUAAUCAUACUGAAUGUGGGGAGGAACUGGAUGUUCUUAAUCAAGAAAAUGUGGAUGAGACUCCUGUCCUGGUGGAGCAAGAAUCACAUUCCUGCUUACAACUGAAUGACAAAACAGAAGAAAGUGAUCUCAGUUUAGCCAGCUUUCAAGAUACUAGUGCUGGAUUAAUAGAAUCUGAAUCUUCUGAACCAGAAACCCCAGAUAUCAUCUCUGGGUCACAGGAUUGGCAACCUUCAAAAUCUCAAGUUUCAGGUACCAGAAAUGAAAAAGGAAAUGGUGACGAGACCAGUGAAGCAAAGAACAAUGAAGUAUGUGAUUUAUAUAAACCAGAUGAAAAGGAAAGUACAGCAGGAAAAAGCCAUGAUUCUAAAUCUGAAACAAUGGAAACUGAAAAAGCUGCUGCUGGAAAGCCAUCCGUGAGAGGACGCCUGCAGAGACCUAAACCCAACUUAGCAAGGGCAUCUGGAAAGACAGAAGCAGCAGUCCAAGAGAAAUCUGAGGUCAAGAUUUCUUCUUCAGAGCCUACAGAAGGGGCUGAAAAAAUGUGUACCAUGGAAGCUGGUGAAGGUAACACAGCUGAAAUCACCAGAGAUGAAACCACAGGAAGAGAAAUCAAAGCCUUAGAGACUGAAUCCCAAGAAACUGAAAAAGCUGUUACUGAAAAAGCAGCAAUGAGAGGGCGUCGGCAGCGAUUUAAACCUAAUGUAGUAGGAGCAUCUGGGAAGAGAGAAGCUCCUGUCCAAGGUGAAGGAAAGAACAAAACUCCUCAAGAGCCUGAGGGAGCAAUUGAAAAGCAGAGUACUGACCAAGGUAACACACCUGACAGUACCAGAGGGGAAACUACAGAAAAAGAUGGGAGGAUCUCAGAGACUGAAUCUCAGUCUAAAGAAAUAUCCUGUUUUCAAGAAGGUGGCAAACAGAGUGUACUUAAACCAGCACCACUAAUGAGGGGUCGAAUGCAGAGGCCAAAACCAAAUGUAGGAAGGGCAGCUGGAAGGCAAGAAGUAUCAGCAACCAAAAAAAAUGUAGAAGAUGAAAAAAUGGAAGUUGGAGAAGCAGUGAAGAGUUUGAUACAUUGUGAAAACAAAAGUGGUGUACUCCUCACCACAGGGGAUGCAACAGGUAAUGAAGACAUCCUGCUGUGUUCUGAGAUAUCAGAAAAAGAAACCACCGCAGGAGCUGAGAAGGUGGUCUCAGUGCAUGUAAAACAGCGUUCCCAAGAGAAACUCUUGGGAUCUGAGAGUUGUGAACAAGAAAAGGAGUCAUUUUCUGUGGAUGAUUUGGAAGAUGGUUUGGAUUUUGGUACAGGAGACGCCAGUUCUCAGCAAGAAGAAGAAGUGGCUGUUCAGACAACACAUCUAUUGAGGAAUCAAUUUCAGAGGCCAAAAUCAAAUUUAGGAAAGGAAGCUGGAGGAGGGGAAGUGCCAGGACUGAAUAAAGAUGUGUCAGAGGACAGCACUGAAAAAGACAACAGUUUGAUACAGUGUGACAGUAAAUGCAGCAUGCUUCCUGACCUAGAUAAAGCAGCAAAAUGUGAAGUCAUGCCAUCCUGGCAGUCAUUAGAAAAAGAAGACCCUGCAGACUCUCAGGAAGUAUUUGCAACCCCAAUAAGCCUUCAGUCCCCUAAGAAGCUUUCAGGAUCUGAGAGUGGUGAACAAAAUGUGUCUCCUCUAUCUGCAGAUAACCAGGAGAAGACUUCAGCUGUUGCUGCCAGGCUCCACAGCAAACUCAUCUCUCAAGGAGAAAGUAAACCAGCCUUUCUUCAGCCAGCCCAGCUAGUGAGGAGCCGAUUCCAGAGGCCCAAGCCAAACAUAGGAAGGGCAGUUGGAAGGAAAGAAACACGAGCAACAGAAAAGGAUGAAACUGAAAAAAAAACUGAAGUUGAGCAAUCAGCUCUGCAAAAAGAUGAAUCUGCUGGCAUCCCCUACACUGUACACAAGCCAAAGGGUGAAAAUGAAGCUGUCUCUUCUGAAGCUUCAGGAGAUAAGUUGUUGGGCUGUGAGAAACAGACACCAGAAGGAGAAUCUCCAGUGCCUGAUAUUUACCAAAAUGUGUCAGAUGAACAAAGCAGUUCCCAAGAAGAUAAGCCAUGUGCUAUCAAACCAGCACAGCUAAUGAGGAGUUGGUUCCAGAGGGCUAGAUCAAACCUGGGAAGGGCAUAUGGCAAGAAAGAAGAGCCAGUGGCAGAAAAAGUUACUGCUCCAGUUGAAGGGGAAACAGGAAAAGCAGAGGAGAGCCCUUUACCACAUAGGGAUUCUGAUGUACAUCUCUCUCCAAAAGCUGAAGUGGAUUUGGCCCAAAAAGAUGGUUCAGAUUCCUGUGGGGUCACCUCACCAAAAAGAAGCAUUCAAUCAGAAAAACUUUGCUCCCUUGAGAAAUCUUUGAGCUGCAACAAUCAGAGCGAUCAAAGAAAGAGUUGUAUGUCUACAGAUGUUGAGAGCAGGCUUCCGAAUUAUUCUGAAAGGUCCAGUUCUGGAGAAGAAAGUAAACCAAGUGCUAUAAAACCUGCACAGCUAGUGAGGGGCCAUUUACGGAGGCCAAAGCCAAACCUAGUUAGAGCAACAAGAAAGAAAGAAGCCCUUGAAGAGGGAGAAAACACAACUGAGGAAAAGACUGAAGCUACAAAUACGGAAGAAGGUCUGGUAUCAUGUGGUAUAAAAUCAGAAAACCUAACCUCAUUACUGCACACAUCUGGUAACUUAGUAGAAGUUGCAUCCUCCACAGAGGUUCCACGGAAAAAAGAGUCUGCAGACAGUAUUGAGGCAGUGCCUCCUAAAAGGAGCAGGCAGUCCUGUAAAUUCCAGUCUCCAGAGAGAUUGUCGGAGAGUGAAAGUCAAAUAGAACAAGAGGAAGAUUCUCAGCCUCUUUAUGCUCAGGAGAAGACCUCAGACAAACUGAUAAGAAGGCAGCCUAGAAGGUCAUCCGAACAGGCAGGCCUGCCAAAACGUGUAUCUGAGCUAAGAACUUCUUCUGCCUCUGAAUGUGAAGUUGAUCGCUGUGAAAAGGGAAAACCACGUCGAAAGAUUAAACCAACUAUUACCAAAGGCAAAGGCUUGAAAACGGCCCACAGCAAGAGAUCUGGGAAAGAACAUGGGAGUUCAAAGGUAACCUUGGUGACCCUCCGAGCUUCUCAAGAGGAGGAUGAAGAUGAUGCAGAUGAAUUUGAGCUGGAUGAUGAAGAUGAAUGUUUUUCACCAGAAGAAGUAAACAAAGCUCCAGUGUUUGUUCCUGUAGGUCUUCGAUCUCCAAAACCUAUUCCUGUCCAGAUUGAGGAAACCAUGGAAGAGCUUGAAAUAUCUGUGAAUGUCCCAGAUGUGCCCUGCAUUACUACUGCUGAAUAUCUGUCUCAUGAUUUAAAUGUGGUUGUCCAGCCUGUGAUGCAGAGAGAUGAAAAUCUGAAUGCCUCACAAAUUGAAGUGACUACACAUGAAAAUCCAGAGACUGACACAGGGAUUAAUGAUGGAAGCACUGAAGCUGCCAUGACAUUACUUGCAAUGGGAGAUCCAAUGUUUCAGUUAAAAAUAAGCACUCAAGGAAGGACACAGGUGUUUCCUGAUCAAGAUGAAUUGCACAUGGCUGAUAGCCUCAUAAACCAGCCUAAUACAGAGCAAAAUGCGGCCCCAAGUAAUCAGUCACUUUCUUCACCUACUAAUAAUGAACUGGUUCCCUCAGAGGAUGGAAACAAAGUCAUUCUACAGGACCAAAGUUCUGGAAAAGAAGCAAGUGUAGAAAUUUUUUUUAAGGAAGAUGCUGCACCCAGCAGUGAUCACCCUGUGCCCAAAGUGAAUAGUACACCAAGGUUUGCAAGAUGCAGACUUCCUAAGCCUAAACCAAAUCUUAGCAGAGUACUGGGAACAAACAGGAAUGUUCAUCAGAAAUCUCUUAGUCCAAAUGCUGAUGUGGAGCAAUUCAAGCAGGUUCAAAGUGAGGGGAAAGCUCUAAGAGAGACCACAGAAGAGCAGGAAGUGGAUUUAGAAUGGAAGGUCAGACCAGCUGAGAACAGUUCUGCAGGUCUGCAGAAUUUUGGAUCUGGAAGCACAGACCUUGCUGAGACAGAAAACAAGACAAGAGAGACUUGGGAAGCUUCAGUGGAGUUAAAAACUCCUAUAAAAUCUCCAAAAGCAGAGAUUUUCCUACCUGGGCUAGAGAAUGAUCCUAAUCAAAGUUCUACUGGUGUCCUUCCUGAAAAUAAGCCUGGUACUGUUAUGCACAACUUGCAUGAAGUUCAGUUGACGCAGACUGAGGCAGUUACACAGGAGUUUCAACAGCAAUACAUAACCAGCACAAAAGAAACUUCAGUGAAUGGAAGUGGUAAUGAAUAUCCAGAGGAGGCGGAGGAACAGACUUUUAUUUUAACAUUGGUGGAAAUUCCAGCUGACUCUAGAGAGUACCAUGACGCAUCUAUGUCACUAGAACAAGCUUUGGAACCAUUGCUGCCAGCCCCCAUACUUCUCACUCCAGUGAAUACAGGCUUAGCUAAUGUGAUGGGAGAGCAGAGCAGUGGAUCACUGACCACUACAGUUGAUAAAGCUGCUACCUCUUUAGACAACUGUACAGGACCAGAAGGACUGCAGAGAGCAUCAAUAGAGACAUUUACUAAUUUGGAUCAGACAUCUUGGAAAAGGCAUGCUAUUGAUAUUGAAGAAAGUGACACUCCUCCUGCCAAGCGAACUCCUUCUACCUCAGCAGAGGAUAAUCUGGCAAAUACUUACAAGGAGUCUUCAGUUAAAUCAACACAUGCUCCAAGGAAAAUUGCUGGGAGAAUUUCUGAAAAACGGAAAACUUCCAAGAAGAAAAAACUACCUACCUCUAUAUCUGUAUCUAAAACUGCAGAAAGAGGGCAAUCUGAAUCGUUUCAGAAAUUAGGAACUACACCAGUUGAGGAAUCGGCAUGCAAGUGUUCAGAUGAGUUGGUGUCUGGAAUGGACCAUGAAGGAAAAGAAGAAGCAAAUGAGCAAGAAAGUUCUAUGGAUAUUUGUGAAUCUGGACGUUCAGGACAUGUUGAGAGCACAGCUGCCCUUUCAAGAAGCCCGAUGCUAAGGGCUGGCCGAAGACCUCUGGGAUUUUUAUCUUUAAUUUGCAAAUCAAGUAAUGCUGAACCUGGAGAGGGUGCUAAAGGGAAUAGACAGAGACCCCAAAAACCUCUCAUAGCUGCCUCAAAGCGAAGUCUGAAAAGACCCACUCCAUCUGCUGAGAACAGUACAGACACUCAAGAGUCCUGUUCUCUUCCCUCUACAAGCAUGUUGACGUCUGCUGAAUGUGAGAAUAUAGGCACUGCUGCAGUUCAGGCUUCUUCGGAGUCUUCUGAAAAGCAAGCUUCCUAUACUAAACAACAGGAGAAAGAAGAGGAGCCAACCAGAAUCUCAGAAUAUUUUUUCAGUGAUAUCUUUAUGGAGGUGGAUGAUUCAGAAUAAACCUCUGGGAUCCAAGAAUGCAGUGUAACAGCAGAACUGUAUAUAGAUGAGUUGCUGUGAAUUCUCCUUUGUUCUUCCUUAGUCCUAAUUUAUUACCAGCCUCACUAAUGAAGAAUAACA
Molecule: messenger RNA, 7561 nt
Organism: Terrapene triunguis (Three-toed box turtle)
Lineage: Eukaryota; Metazoa; Chordata; Testudines; Emydidae
Gene: BDP1
Product: B double prime 1, subunit of RNA polymerase III transcription initiation factor IIIB
Exons: 42
Coding region: 194-7441 (2415 amino acids)
Biological process (GO): RNA polymerase III preinitiation complex assembly
Cellular component (GO): transcription factor TFIIIB complex
Molecular function (GO): TFIIIC-class transcription factor complex binding
Source: RefSeq, a predicted model, not a curated record